AUGCCACUAUGGCCGUUUGGAAGAAAGAAGCGACGUCUGAGCGCGUCGACGGCCGCAACGACUACGUCAAGCGCUGCAACUGCCACAACGCCAACAAAGACAACAACAGCGCCAGCUGCCCGCCAACAGCAACAGCAACAGCAGCAACAGAGCCAAACUCCGAGCCAGAGCCAGCAGCGCCCUGCAGAUGUUUCAGAUGGCCCGGCACAGGCCAUAGCCCGUCCGACCAAUGCCUCUCGCACCCACAUGCACAUCCCCCCGAAUAGCCUUGAGCGUCCAGGAAGCGUGCAGGACGAGUUGACGGCACUACCUGCCUUGUCCAAACUCGAGCAAAGUCCUCAUCUGAGGCCCGCAAACGUUAUCAAGCCCGUCCAUCCCUAUACCCUUGAACGCCCCUCAUCUGCCCGCUCACGUACCCCGAACAUUCCCCGGUCCCCGUCGCAUGACAAGGCCACCCCCAGUCGCCGUCAGUCCACCAAGCGGAAAAAGGAUCAGACCCUACGCGAAGAGGAAAUCCGUCAGAUGAGCGCGCCAAUGCAGAUUCCAAAGAGACCCGCCGCCUCAUCCGGCCAUGACCUGCUCCGUCGCGACAGCAAAAAGGCCCGUCGGACCCUGACCAAACGGCCCGGUGCCGACGAUUCUCGCAAUUCCAACAUCUCGCUUCCCCUGCCAGAGUCCAUCCGCUCCAACAGAUCACACAUGUCGGAGCAGCGCGCCUGGGAGAUUGGUGGCAUGUCCAUCCUCAGUCCCCGUCCUACCGUUCGUGUGUCGGGCACCUUCACCCAUACGCCCUCGCCUUUCGCAAAGCGUCCGCAGAAGAUGGACAAGCUGCCCGAGCUCGCUCGUGCCUCGAGCGGAAAGAAAGACCGAAGGAAGGUUGCCGACCUUGCCGACGACCUCAACUCCACCGAGCUGCGUAUCCUUAUGGAGCGUGACCAACGCAGGAAAGAGCAAAAGGCCCUGGAGCAGCAUGAACGCCUCGAUCGCAAGUUGCGUAGACGAGCAGAGAAGCAGCGCGAGGAAGAUGAAACUAGGGCUAGAGAAGCCCGUCUAAAUGCAAGCCCUCCCACUGCAAUUCACCCUGCCUUCCGCGAACAAGCCUCCGACGCCGAAUUCGUCACGCCCACUUCGCUCAGGAAACAGGGCAAGCAGCGAGUCCCAGAGAUGCAGGAAACCCCUACCAAGGGCGGAACCUACCUACGCUACCCACCACGCGAAGACAUACCCCAGAAUCCUUUCGCCGACCCCGAGUCCGAGAACCCCUUCACAGCUCCCGGCGCCGAAUAUUCUCCUGUGCAGACGCCAUUUGAUGAGCCGAUCUUGCAAACUGCCAGAGCUGUCAGGCUGUCUGCCGGCCGCUUGUCUCCACCCGCGUCUCCCGUCCCCAAUGCUCAGCGCGAGAUUCAACCCUCUCCCAGUCUGCCCGAGGUAGCAUACCCGCCGUCACAAAGGACAUCUAGUCAUCCCGCUAGUUCUUUUGAAUCUAGUCGACGCAGACCCUCCGAGAGUGGCAGCCGUCGUGUAGGCCCCAGUGCUUGGACUAACAUUUUCCGCCGUGGCCUCAGCUCGAACCGCACAUCCGAGGACAAGGCCCCAUCCGAAUUUUCCUUUGUCAAUACAUCUAGAGAGUCCAUGUCAAAGCAACCCAUUCCGGCCCAUCUUGUCGGACCUCCAUCAUCACGUCAGGCCGGUGUACCCUCUCGCACCCAGAGCAAGUUCCGCGAAGAUCUUCCCGAGCUGCCAAUAUCCCCGCCGUCGUCUCGUAUGCAGUCGCCUGAACUGAGUAUGAUUACAGCCGGGGUUGUGACUGCGAGACGUUCAAAACGUGGUGUCGAAAAGCAGACGAAGCACACCGACCCCUCUGACCCCAUCAGGAAUGACUCUCCUGCAAUUCUUGAAGACCGAGAGUCAACUGUUCUCUCUCAAUCUUAUGGGUCUGUUGAUUCUGAGGGUAGCUGGAUCAGUGGACGUCUGGUUAAACGCACAUCACACACAUCAUAUCCCCAUAGUAGCUUGAGCUCUCUUAAGAAGGGAAAGCCCGAGUUCAACGGAAGUUUCGACCGUCUGCCUGUCCCGGAACAUGAGUACUUUGCUGCUUUGACACCAGACAACGGCAGCCGCCGUGCAUCAGUCGAUCAUGCGAUUGAGAUCACGCCGACAGCAGAUCUCUCCCCCGAGGAGGCUGCACCCCUCAGACAAGCCACAGCACGCCGUAGACCAACGGUGGUACACAAUGACCCUCGUUUUAAGUCUCGUGAAGGCCUUCUUACCGAAUUCCAAGCCGCGGAGCCGGCAACACUAUCUCGGGAGGAUAGCCUCAGCAGUGAUUCUGUCGAGUCUCCAGUGGAGUUGCACAAAGCGCAGAGCGUAAACUAUGGUCGAAUGCAUGGCCAUGGUAAAACACUCAGCGCUGGCAGCGCCAAGAUGCUAGACAUUGCGCCCAAGAGGAGCAAGAGCGUCAACACCCUACUUACAGAAGCGAGUCCCAGGUCGUCACCUCGCAUCCCUCAAGAAUAA
Molecule: messenger RNA, 2517 nt
Organism: Aureobasidium subglaciale EXF-2481
Lineage: Eukaryota; Fungi; Ascomycota; Dothideomycetes; Dothideales; Saccotheciaceae
Exons: 1
Coding region: 1-2517 (838 amino acids)
Source: RefSeq, a predicted model, not a curated record